CACUAUGCACAGACCUUGAACAUGUUACCGGACUCCACAGUUUGCACGUCGGGCUAUAAAUGUGACGAAGUUCAAACAUCGCCCUAGAGGUAUGCUUGAGAUGAAUGAUUCGGCCGCCCCAAUGUUUCGCUCAGCCGAUGACGAAAGAGCCCCAAUAGCGCCGCUCUAUGAAGGUGCAACUCCCUUGAUCGAGGAAGAUGCCUUUUUUUCGCCAGGUAAGCUGUCGAGCGUUGAUGAGUAUGCUGCAAACCCCCGCUUCCUCGAUCUACAAGAAGAACUACGAGCCGUUGUUUUCACUGGUGUUGCCAGUCUCGCUCCCAGCAGGUACAAUUCGCCCGCACACUCCGAGCCCGUCAAUGUACCUGCUCCAGAACUGUCAACGCAAAGCUUGGAUUUUACAAGAGUAUCAAUUCCAAAGGCCAGAUUAAUCAACUAUCUAAAGAAUUGGAUUUCCGAAUGCGCCCCGUACCUCGACAAGUUCGACGAGGCACGACAUUUCGGCGUCCAGGUCCCAAUUGUAGCGCAUGGCUCGCCAGCGUUAUUUUACGCAAUUCUAGCAUUUUCAGCUCGACAAACUGAAAGAAAAACUGGCCUUGAAAAGUCCCAUGAUAGUCUUGAACUCUACCAAGAGUCCAUCAGACUCUUGGCCCCGUCUCUGCAAGCCAAAGAUCCGAAUGUGCUUGUCACAGUCUGCAUUCUCGCCUGCCUUGAGUUGAUGUCUGUGAGCCCGAGGGAUUGGAGACGUCAUAUUGAGGGCUGUGCUGCUCUAUUUGAUUAUUUUAAUAUUAACGGGUUUUCCGGAGGUCUUUUACAGGCCGUUUUCUGGUGUUAUGCUCGCAUGGAGUUGUGUGGAGCAAUUGUUUCCGACGGGGCGGAGAGUACCGUGCUUCAUAUUGAUAAAUGGACCCCUAUAAUGUCUGAGAGUCCAGGCUCAAAAGAGAGGGAAGAGGAGUUAAUCAAAGACGCGUUCUUCCAGAAAAGCCGUCUGGUUCCUGAUAUGCACGCAAAUUGGGCUGUGUACUUGUGCGCUAAGACUUGUGAUCUAGCGUGCAGGCGAACAAGGUACCUGGAGUUAGGCGAAUUGGAUGAAUACGACUCUCGGCCAUCUAUUGAGCAGUGGAAUCGGUUAUGGGACGAGCUACAAUAUUGGAAUGAACAACGUCCCCCGGCAAUACUACCGAUCAAGACAACAGGAACUGGCAGUGGCCAGAUCUUCCCAGAAAUUUUGUUUGCUCAUUGGGCUGCAAUCUCGAGCAAUCAAUUGUACCACACUGCCUGUAUCAUAAUGCUGGAGAUCAGACCUGCGGACAGACUACCACGGUCGUCGAUGCCACAAUGGUCGGCUGUUUGGCACGCCAGAAGGGUCUGUGGAAUUUCAUUGACUAACCCACAUAGUGCCAACCUCAUCAAUGCAAUUCAGCCUUUAUACAUCGCGGGCAAGCUUCUUAGUCAUCGAAGCGAGCAUCUCGCUGUGGCCAGACUCUUUAAGAUCAUCGACAAGACUACCGGAUGGGGCGCUAUGUGGAGACUUAAAGAUCUCGAGCGAGCUUGGGGCUACGAUCCAGGCGAAAUAAUAUCAAUUAUGACCACUGAUAAACCUUGAGCUCAUGACAGCUAAGGGGCCUGUUCACACAUGGCUCGCCCCCACUAGUGGUAAUGCGACUAGUCGAGGUGCAUACUAGCUGAUAAGUCUUUAGCGCCUUAGCUCUAUCUACAGCUUUUUCUACAAAUUCCGUCAGCGCCAUGAUGGCUCAGUACUUUUCCCAGCGGAUGAGAUAUCGGAUAUCUUUGAUCAUGCGUGUUGGAACCGUAUAUGGGUCGUCCAAGAGUUUGCGGUUACGAAGGCCGUUAAGUUCGCAUGCGGCGGGAAGAAACUAAGCAGGCCGUCUUGCGAGGCUGCCUAUAGAGCAAUCACGAUGAUGGGAAGCUGGGCUCCGUGGACACGGUGCUGGGGUGUGUAGGGUUUGUGGGACUGGUGGAUGGAUAGGUGUGCUGGGGAGAAGGUGUCAUUGGGACUGUGUGGUUUAGAGC
This is a messenger RNA of Pseudogymnoascus verrucosus, 2031 nucleotides long. RefSeq lists its product as uncharacterized. The transcript has a single exon. Lineage: Eukaryota; Fungi; Ascomycota; Leotiomycetes; Thelebolales; Thelebolaceae. Gene Ontology annotation, cellular component: nucleus. Bases 92 to 1603 code for a protein of 503 amino acids. Gene Ontology annotation, biological process: positive regulation of transcription by RNA polymerase II. Gene Ontology annotation, molecular function: transcription cis-regulatory region binding; DNA-binding transcription factor activity. The record is from RefSeq and is a predicted model, not a curated record.